CCUCACUUUGCAGCACACGCCUCCCCAAUAACAUUCCUAAAAUCUCUCAACCUGGCUCAAUUUUUCCUCAUGGCGGAAUUUGAUACGGCAUCCCGCCGCCGAGGCCCCGAAACCGCCUCAGCUCCUACUUCGUUGCCAACACAUGCAUCACAACUCACACUCGGUUCAGUGCGACCAGAGACUUUAGAUGCUAUAGGAUUCACAUCGGAAGACCUAAGAAAUUUCAGUUUUAACAAUUUCUCAGGCGCCUUCAAAUUUCCUGCCCCGUGGCAAGUAACACCGGCCGGGUUCCCCUUGCCGUCAGUACGCAUGACCCAGAUAGCCCAAUUCGACACCCAGGAAACCGGAGAUCUCCUGGGCUUAACAGCGAACGCAGUAAUACCAAGACCCUUUCCAUCGAUAUAUUGGCAGGCAGGCAUGAGCGGCGUCCCUCGCCUAAACACACAUUCUGAACAUACCAUGGUGGGGGGUCAAGCGGAUGGCACACCUGUGGGCCCACAUACUACUCAACCCGGGUUCAACAUCUAUUCAGAUCCUUCUCCUGAAGUGACUCCGUCUACAUUGCCUAGUCAUGAGAUCCCGGCCUCCAAUCGAAAGCAGCCACCACCUGCGCGGAAAACUGUUGCAGGUCGCUCCCGACCGAAGAGCGCAGCGAAAAAGAAACAGGCACACGGGAAUGCAAAAGCUGAAAGGGCCACAUUAGUCAAGAACAAGACAGCGCCGAGCAAAGACGUACGGGUUCCCAGCGACGAAUCUACUGGACAUUCAUCCAAUCACACUACCGGAAGCAAAGGACAAUCUCAGCUCACUGUCUCGAGUACUCAAUCGGAUGACGAUGGCGAAUAUAUACCGGAAUCAACCGAUCGUAUUAGGGCAGAUACCCCGGAAUCAGUUGACAGUUAUAGUUCAGAUGAUCAACCUCUCAUACUCCGCCGUCGCAAAGAACGUACCGCAUCUCCUCAACGCUCGGCAACUGUAUCUACAAGCUCCACAGUUUCCGGCUACAACGUUCCAGAAACGCUUCGAUCUACACGUCAAGCAAUGGGCGAAAGUGAUUGGAACUUGUACACAGAAAUGAUGGAAAAGCACGUCGGAGGAGCAAUGAAUCAGGAAGAGCUGGAAAAGAGUGAGCGUUCUCUGUUCAUGGUUUCUGAUCAGGCUUUGCGGUUGAAGAUCAGGAGGCUUGUGAAAAGUAUGGUACUGGAAAAGCAGAGCGGUGCCUAG
Molecule: messenger RNA, 1224 nt
Organism: Periconia digitata
Lineage: Eukaryota; Fungi; Ascomycota; Dothideomycetes; Pleosporales; Periconiaceae
Source: the annotation of a GenBank genome assembly